Molecule: messenger RNA, 3117 nt
Organism: Pestalotiopsis fici W106-1
Lineage: Eukaryota; Fungi; Ascomycota; Sordariomycetes; Amphisphaeriales; Sporocadaceae
Exons: 3
Coding region: 1-3117 (1038 amino acids)
Biological process (GO): peptidyl-threonine phosphorylation; protein autophosphorylation; actin filament organization
Cellular component (GO): cytoplasm
Molecular function (GO): ATP binding; protein serine/threonine kinase activity
Source: RefSeq, a predicted model, not a curated record
AUGGCACAGUAUGGGGGCACCAUGCCGAUGGCUGGCCCUCGCGCUGGGCAGCAGGUCGCUUAUGCUCAGCAACAACACCCCGUCGUUCCCAUGCAGGCAUCGAAUGCGCCCGCCGGCACCUUUUCCCCUGGCACCAAGAUCCAGGUCGGCGAGCAUCGAGUCGUGAUCCAAAAGUAUCUUUCCGAGGGUGGCUUUGCACACGUUUACCUGGUCAAGCUGCCCAAGCCCGUCGACGGCACCGACCUGGCCGUGCUGAAGAGAGUCGCUGUGCCGGACAAGGAGACUCUGCGCGGCAUGCGCACCGAGGUCGAGACCAUGAAGCGCCUCAAGGGCCACCGCCCCAUUGUGACGUACAUUGACUCGCACGCAUCCGAAAUGGCUGGCGGCCGUGGCUUCGAGGUCUUUUUGCUCAUGGAAUACUGCGACGGCGGAGGACUAAUCGACUUUAUGAACACCCGCCUGCAACACCGCCUGACCGAGCCCGAGAUCCUCAACAUCUUUACGGAUAUCGCUGAGGGUGUGGCAUGCAUGCACUACCUCAAGCCCCCGCUCCUACACCGAGACCUCAAGGUCGAAAACGUCUUGAUUACCAUGGUUGGGUCUAGGAGGAAGUUCAAGCUCUGCGACUUUGGCUCGGCCGCCGCUCCGAAGCCGGCACCUCAGAGCAUCGUCGAGUGCCGCCUCAUGGACGAGGAUGUUCAGAGGCAUACCACCAUGCAAUACCGCAGCCCCGAGAUGAUAGAUGUGUACAGAAAACUACCAAUAGACGAAAAGUCGGAUAUAUGGGCGUUGGGCGUCUUGUUGUACAAGCUCUGCUACUACACGACCCCUUUUGAGGAACAAGGACAGCUCGCCAUCUUGAAUGCCAGCUACAAGUUUCCAAGUUAUCCAGUCUUUUCUGACCGGUUAAAACAUCUCAUUGCUUCCAUGUUACGAGAGGAUCAGCGACAGAGACCAAAUAUAUACCAGGUGCUUAAAGAAGGGUGUCUCUUGCAAGGACGUGAGGUCCCAAUACACGACAUUUAUGCAAACCGGGCUGGUUCCGGAACAUCCCACUCAUCAUACCAAGCACCACCGAGUGGAAAGAGCACACCAGUUGUCGGUGCUGUAUUUGCGCCGCCACAAGAAGAAAAGCAAAAGAUUCCCGAGGUUGUUCCAAUGAGGCGUGGUAGGCUGCCCGCAGCAUCAGCCGCCCAACCUCCAGCACCACAACAGCAGGCCUCAAAGCCAAGCCCGUCUCCCAUGAAGAUCACCAAUGGUGAUCCUUUUGCGGCACUUGACUCCAAGUCAGGCGCAAAAUCGGGCAAGGCAGACGAGCUUUCAUCCAGGUUUCCCACUCUGGAUCAAUUCUCUAUCCUGCACGACCAAGGCUCCAAGUUUGAAUUUGACAGUCCGGUGUCACCGCCGCUUGAUGGCAGUCAAAGAGUGUCGGCGAGUGUAGCAGACGCUGCAUUCGCCAUGCCGCAGGGAACGUCUGCAGUGCCUCAAUCUUCCAACAGAUUGUCGGGCGACUUGAGUAGAGUAAAGUCUCUUGCCAACUCGACAACGACGCCUCCACCAGCUUCAGCCGGCAAACCACCAAUGACGCAACCAAAGCCAGAAGGGGGUCAAAUGAGCCGGGCUUCGGCAAUCAUCUCGAGCAAUCCUGAAUUGCAAGCCAUUGCAUCUCCCCCGCCCCAAAAUGUUUACCAAACACCAAGUCGUCCAGCAAUGGUUUCCACUGGUACCAUGACUAGCACGCCGCCCCCUCAGGAGCUGCCAAAGCGAGAUUAUCCUCCGAUAUACCGGUUCCCGUCUUCGGACCAUCAUCGGUCAUCAAGCUUACCGCGUCAGCCAGAGAUUGGCUCGCCACAGCUAAUGCUAGACGCAAAUCAACAGCCAAGGCCCGGCGCAAGCCAACGGGUUCCUUCCUUUCAAGCACAGGCUGGUCACUUGCGUCACCCUUCGUCCUCGAGACCAUCACUUGAGGGUGGCCGCCCCAGUGUAGAUCUCAUGGAACCUAUAUCAAAAUCCACUUCUCAGUCAGGACGCCCGAGACCGACCAGUACCUACUUGGAGUCCAAUUUGGAUUUCCUGCGAGAAAAGGAGGCAGCCCCUCGGCCCUUGAGAUCUCCCAAACUUACUGGCACUUCAAGAUCAUCUCCUGCUUUGGAUCCUCAAGAGGAUACGGUUAUUGAGUCCAACGUGGAAUUCCUGCGUUCAAUGGAGGAGACGGAUAAUAAAAGAAAAGACAAGAGUUCAAAACACAGCAAGCGGUCCAGCUUGACCUCGUUGUCUGGAACCAAGAACAUACUUGCUACUAAAUUCGGUGAUGCUUUCAAACGAUUCGAGGGUGGCGGCACCUCGCAACCUGCUCGUACGCCGUCGCCUUUCAAGGAUCUCGAUCGAAGCGAACUGACUCCCAUUGCCGGUUCCGAAGCCACGGACAGUAAGAGUGACGAUGGCAGACUCCUUGGAGAUCAAGAAGACAUGACACCGGAACAGCGACGAGAGGCCGAGGCGAAAGCCUUGGCAGAAGAAGAGCGCAGGGUUGAGGCCGCAGCUGCUGAAUAUCGCCAGCGAAUGGCCGUUCGGGAAACGGGUGGCUCGGCAACGGCACCUCCACGGAGCAUAGGCGGUGUAUCCCGAGCUGUCAGUAUCCAGAACAGAGUACAAAAUCUGUUGCAAGAGAGUCAAAAGUCUUCCAGCGCACCAAAGACGGCCGAGGGAUACGGUCGAUUCUCGGACGCAGCCGCGGCAGCGACUCGACCGGAAAAGGCCCUCCCGGACCUCCCCCGGAAGCCAGUCGGCAUGACUACUGGGAACCCUCCUGCGAAACCGACUACCCCAAAACCCAGCGCGCCUCCGAAACCUACCCACCUAAACAGUAUUCCCACAGGGGGCAGGAUAUCUCCGACCAAGCAACGAUCGUCUGCGCCGGCUGUGCCUGGCCAUAAAGCGGGCGCAACUGAACAGCUCGUGGGCCUCGGACUUCAGGGCCGACCAACUCUUGAUAUGACGGCCCAGGAGAAGGAGGAUUAUAUCCAGGACUUUAGCAAGAGAUUUCCGAGUCUCAGUGCCAUAGAAAUGGUUGAGCGUGAUCUUGGUGCUGCGGAUGCAAGGAAAGGGGGUCGUUGA